AUGACUGAUGGUUCUGGAAUCAAGUAUCUGGAAUAGUACGUUUGCUUCAAUUCCAUGUAAGUUGGAUCAAAAGGAACCGUAUUUAGAGGAUGCUUAUUGAAUAACACAACCCAAAGUUUAGCAAUUAAAUAAUGCGAAUUGCAUGUAAGUGUUGAAAUUAAGUAAAAAGAGUGAGUCUGAAAGUUUGAAAACCUUGGAUCUCAUCAAAAUGGAGUUGAAGAGAUUGCAGAAUAUCAAACAUCCCAAUUUCAUUAAGAUCUACGAUGUCAUCAAAAAUCACAAUAUGCUGUACUUCAUCCAAAUGCUUUGUGAAGAUGGCAGUCUCCAGGAUCAUCUCACUCUGCGGAAAGACAAACCCCUAAGUGAAGUACUUUAUGUGUUCAUUAAUUAAGCAUGAGUCAAUACAAUUCAUGUAACAUAUUAUCGAAGGAUAUAAAGAGUUAAACAUGGUUAAUAUCAUUCAUAACAACUUGAAACCAUCCAACAUCCUCUUACACAAAGGAGUGGCUCUGAUCUCCGAUCCCUAUUACGCAGGAAUCCUCUAAUAAGAAGUCAUGAAAGGACUCGCCACCCAAGACAUCAAUACCUUAAAGAAUCUUCCAUUCCCAAGUUAUUUGGCUCCAGAAGUUCUGCAUGGACAGCCUUACACUAGUAAAUGCGAUAUUUGGUCAUUGGGCUUGAUAUUUUACUAAAUGCUCUAUGGAGUACAGCCUUGGUAUGCCUAAAAUAUCCACGAGUGGCUGGAUAAUAUUAGUAAAUUCGUACGUACUUAUCUCUCUUAGUUAGCCAUUGCAAUUCCCACCUCGACCAACUAGAAAAUAGAGUAUUAAAGAACUGCUUACCAAGAUGCUUACCGUUUCUCAAGAGGACAGAAUCUCAUUCCAAGAUCUGAUUCAAGACCCCGUACUCAUCAUCAAGCAGGAGGAAGAAUAAAUUGAUUUCUAGGGCACUUCAGAUAAAGGUACCAAUGAUCCCAAUUUAAAAUAGAUGAAUUUUUGUAUUUAAUCAAAGCAAACGGGGUUAUUCUCGAGAAAAAUCUAGUGGUCAAGUAUCUAAUGAAAGAGCAGGUAGUGUUAGCAUUAGAGGAAGAUUAAUGGAAGCAGAGUGAUGUGGAGGCGAGAAUCUAGCAAUGUUAUUAUGAGAAGGAACCAGAUAUCUCGGUAUUUAUAAACAUCUUACAUAAAAAGGUAGAAAGGAUGGCUAUCAAAUACAAAAAUGACAAGAAGAAGAAAGACAUUUUCCAAAAAUACUAUUAGUAUUUCAUCUUUGAAAGAAAUAUUGCCUUCUUUUAUAAUUUUCUCGUGUAAAGGAUUGUUAAAUUGCAAGUGGAUUGGCAGAUACAACUACAAAUAGAUUUUUAUCAUAGGUUGAUUUACUUAAUAGCCAAAUAUCAAAUGAUUAUUUUAACUAGAAUUAGUAACUAACUUCAAGCAAAUGGUAAUCACAGUUUUGAUCAAGAUCUCUGGGGAAGAUUUCAAAAAUCUUAAGUAUUUAAGAAUUGUGUAUAAAACAUUAGUAAUAUUAACUAUUGGUAGCGUAAAUAGAAUAAGAUGGUCUUAAUUCUUUGGACUUCUAUAAGUCAAUUUCUAAAAGAUGUUAGUAGAUCCUAAGAGAGGAAUUCGAGAAUAAUAAACACAAUCAAUUGAUUGUGGGCAUGAUCAAUAAUUUCUAGGCUGUCUUGAACGAGAAUUUUGAAGCUAAUGAAAUUUUUAAUGUGCUCUUCAGAGAAUGCAUUAUGGAAUGUCUCAAGGUUGUCAAAACCUUAGCAAGCAAAUAAGUAGACAUCAAUCUAUUAAAUUACUAUCUAUUGAUCUCACUCAAUCCCUACGAUGAAUUCAAAGAUAUCAAUUAUGAUUUCAACACAUUUUAUGAAGAUUCAGAAAAUUAUUCAUUCUAAGAAUUACAAGAAAAAUUAGCAAAGAAAAGCAAUAAAUGA
Messenger RNA from Paramecium octaurelia, 1936 nucleotides. The record is from the annotation of a GenBank genome assembly. NCBI's taxonomy places the organism in Eukaryota, Ciliophora, Oligohymenophorea, Peniculida, Parameciidae.